Vidua macroura (Pin-tailed whydah) is the source of this 3623-nucleotide messenger RNA. It is a transcript of the gene SNAP47, whose product is annotated as synaptosome associated protein 47. Gene Ontology annotation, biological process: exocytosis; synaptic vesicle priming; synaptic vesicle fusion to presynaptic active zone membrane. Gene Ontology annotation, molecular function: SNAP receptor activity; syntaxin binding. The record is from RefSeq and is a predicted model, not a curated record. The transcript has 5 exons. The coding region runs from base 248 to 1630 and encodes 460 amino acids. Lineage: Eukaryota; Metazoa; Chordata; Aves; Passeriformes; Viduidae. Gene Ontology annotation, cellular component: plasma membrane; SNARE complex.
CAGGAAAUUCCUGGAUAACGCCGAGUUGUGUGGGCGUGGAGGGGCUGGGGAAUCCUGAGGGAAUCCUGAGGGAGCUGGGAAUGUUCAGCCCAGGGAAAAAGAGGCUCAGGGGGAGCUUCCAGGGUCGGGCUCUGCUCCCAGGGAACAGGGACAGGAGGAGAGGGAGAUUUUGGUUGGAUGUUGAGAAAAUUCCUUCGUGGAAGUGUCCAAGGUCAGAUUGGAUCCACCAGGAAGAGUGGGAGGAUCCAUGGGAUUGGGAUCAUCCUUAAAGUCCCUCCCAACCCAAACUGUUGGAAUCCUCUGGAAUUCUCUGUUCCUUUGGGUGUCUCCCGCUGGAUUGGAGAGCAUUUCCCUGGGAGAGGAGGCCGGGAAGAGCGAGCUGAUGAACGAGGACAUCCGGAUCCACUCCUGGCCUUGCUCCUACUACCUGGACACCAGCAAACAAUGGAUCCCUGGGAAGCUCUCCCUGACUCCCCUUUCCAUCAAAUUCACGGCUGACAAAACGGGAGAGCUCCUGGUGGAUUUCCAUCUUUCCGGGAUCAGCGAGAUCAAGAAGGAAUCUUCCCAUUUAAUCUUCAGCUCCCUCACCAUCCUGGAGAAGAGCACCAAGCACUGGUUCAGCUCCCUGCAUCCCAACAGGAAUGUGGUGUUCAACAUCCUGGAGCAUUUCUGGAGGGAGCAGCUGGUGUCCAGCCAGGAGGCCGGAGCGGGAGCGGCCUUGGAAUCCAGCAAGGGCAAGGAAUUGACGGGAAUGUUGGAGGGAUCCCAGAAACGCCUGGAGGACACGGCCAAGGUGCUGCAUUCCCAGGGGGAGCAGUUCGACAACAUCAUGAGGGGACUCCACAAGAUCGAGGGGGACAUGGAUGUGGCUGACAGGCUGUUGACAGAGCUGGAAUCUCCUUCCUGGUGGCCCUUCAGCACCAAACUCUGGAAAACCCCUCUGGAAGCAAAGCCCAAGGAAACCCCCGCGGCUCCGGAUCCCAAAACCCAGGAAGGAAUCCUGCUGCGAAUUCCCGUGAUUAUCACCCACAGGACAGACUCCAACGCCAAGCCGGGAAAACUCACGGUGCUUCCCUCCGGCCUGGAAAUCAAGGAUUGCAAUUCCCAGCUGCUGCACCGCUUCGAAUCCCGGGACGUGGAUGAUAUCCGGGUGCACACUCCCUACGAGAUCAGCAUCCGGCAGAGGUUCAUCGGCAAGCCCGACACUUCCUACCGGCUCCUGGCGGCGCGGAUGCCGGAGGCCAUUCCCAUCCUGGAGAUGCAGUUCAGCAAGAAGAUCCAGUUUUUGGAGGAUGCUCUUGGAUUUGCCGGAGCCAGGAAGUCUCCUCAGGCGGAUUUGGGAACGUCCAUCUGGCAGGCAGCCACCGGAUUCCUGGGAGCCGCGGUGAAUCCCGGAGUUCCGGCGGGAAGCGCCGAAGGGACGGACAAGGAGCAGGUGCAGCUGCAGAAAAUAUCCCAGGAGGAAGCCAAGGAGCUCCGACAGAUCCUGAAGAAGCUCAAGGGGCUGGCCCUGGAGACGGAAGCGGAGCUGGAAAGGCAGGACGAGGCCCUGGAUUCCAUCAGCAGCUCCGUGGAUCGCGCCACGCUCACCAUCGAUCGGCAGAACCGCAGGAUGAGGAAGCUGACGUAACUUCCCGCCGGGAACGGGAACGCCGGGAAGAGCAGGAGGGUGGGGGAGCCGGGGUUCUCAGGACUGGUUUUUUCCAGAGACACUUUGGGAGGGGUUUGGGAUGAGGUUUGGAAAAUGGCGCUGCUGGAGGUGAGUUCCUGAGAGAAUUGAAGCAGUUCCUGGACCUGGAUGAUGGUUGGAUCUUGGAUGAUGGUUGGAUCUUGGAUGAUGGUUGGAUCUUGGAUCAUGGUUGGAUCUUGGAUCAUGGUUGGAUCUUGGAUGAGGUUGGAUCUUGGAUGAGGUUUGGAUCUUGGAUGAUGUUUGGAUCUUGGAUCAUGGUUGGAUCUUGGAUGAGGUUUGGAUCUUGGAUGAUGGUUGGAUCUUGGAUGAGAUUUGGAUCUUGGAUGAUGGUUGGAUCUUGGAUGGUGGUUGGAUCUUGGAUCAUGGUUGGAUCUUGGAUGAGGUUUGGAUUUUGGAUGAGAUUUGGAUCUUGGAUGAUGGUUGGAUCUUAGAUGAGGGUUGAACCGUGGAUAACGUUUGGAUUUUGGAUGAGGUUUGCAUGUUGGAUGAUGGCUGGAUCUUGGAGGAGGUUUGGACCUUGGAUCACGGUUGGACCUUGGAUGAGGUUUGGAUCUUGGACCGUGUUUGGAUUUUGGAUAAUGUUUGGAUCUUGGGUGGCAGUUGGAUUUUGGAUGAGGUUUGGAUGUUGAAUGACGGUUGGAUCUUAGAUGAGGGUUGGAUCUUGGAUCACGUUUGGAUCUUGGAUCACGUUUGGAUCUUGGAUCAUGGUUGGAUCUUGGAUGAGGUUUAGAUCGUGGAUGAGGUUUGGAAGCUUUUUUUGGGUGGAAAGAUCCAAAUUUCCAAUUGGGAUGAAACAGAACUUGUGGAUUCUCCACUGCCAAACCCUGUAAAUAGGAAGGGAUGUGAAAACCUGACUUAAUUAAUUAAUUAAUUAAUUAGUUCAUUGAUUCAUUAAUGUGGUUUUUGAUUUUGCUGCUUUCCAGCCCAUGAAUUCCCUCUCCAGCUCUUUCCCUAAAAUCCUUUGGAGCCAAUCCUGAUUUCUUUCUUUAUUUGCACUCAGUGGUGAUGAAACAUUUCAAGGCUUUUCCAGAAUUCCUUAAAAAAAGGGAAUAUUUUCAAUUAAAGUCUGAAGUUUACACUUGGCUCUGUUGAGAGCAGAGAUUCCCCUCCUAAAUUAUUUAUAUUCCAUAGGAAAAAUUCCCAUUUCGUUAAUCCCUACCUUUUCCAGCUAUUUUACCUCCAAGGAGCCGUCGUUAAAUAUAUUUUUUAAAAUUAUUUUUUAGAUUUUAAUUUAAGUAUUUUUGGUGUUGCUUUCAAAUCCAACACUUUCAGUGCAAUAUUUUUAAACAGUGAAGCUUCAAAUCCUUGGAUUCCGUGGGAAUUUUUCCCAUUUUUUUUUUGGAAUCCAGCCUAAUUUUGGGAGAAAAAGACAUUGUGCCAUGUCGAGGGUGUUGUUUGCAAGGUUUGUAUUUCUUCAGCUUAGUUAGAACUGGAGUAAAAUUUAUUCCAAGUUUUUCCUGGCAUGCACUUUAUUGGAAAAUCCAGUGAUAAUUCCAUAUCCAUCAAUUAUUUCCUGGGAAUAAAAUCCCCUCGGAGCUCCUCCUGUUGUUUCCCGCCCCCAAAUUGUUACUGGUUUACUGAGGGAGGAAAAUGAACUUCCCACACCUCAUUUUUCCAUGGAUUUCGCACCAAAUCCGUGUUUGCUGAGGCUGGGAUGGGAACUGGGGAUGGGAUGAGUCCAAACCAGAAUUCCCAAAAGGAAAUCUUCUGGAUUUGAGCGGUUUUUGGAUGUUCUUUGUGCCAUAUUUUUUAUUGUUGUGGGGUUUUAGCACCAACUCCGUAUUUUGUGGGUUGUAUUGAGUCCAACAUAUCCCAAAAAACUUGGAAUAUUCCUUGGAAAACCCAUCCUGGAGCUGUACAUUGGCUGAAUUCCAUGUGCCAGAAGGAUUUUCCACCUGUAAUUCCUUCUUAUUAAAAACUCUUGGAAUUGUGA